Messenger RNA from Daktulosphaira vitifoliae (grape phylloxera), 3279 nucleotides. RefSeq names its product nephrin (gene side-II). The coding region runs from base 385 to 2760 and encodes 791 amino acids. The record is from RefSeq and is a predicted model, not a curated record. NCBI's taxonomy places the organism in Eukaryota, Metazoa, Arthropoda, Insecta, Hemiptera, Phylloxeridae. The transcript is spliced from 14 exons. Gene Ontology annotation, molecular function: protein binding.
GAUGGCAACGGCACACGCAUUGUCAGUCUGUAAACCGCUCGUCCGGUCGCCGCACGUCGCUCGGAUCUCUCGUCGCUUGCCGAACACGCCGCAGCCGAAUCGCAAUGCGUUUCCCCGGACUGUUGCCGGCCGCCUCCGUGAAAACGUACUGUCCGUGGUCUCAUCCCGCAACUUAGAGAGUGCGAGCUCAAGUGUAUGUUGAGAGCCCUUGAAUAGUUUUAUUCGUGGUUUCAAAAAUAAAAAAAUAUAUAUUUUACCGGUAACGUCGUCGUCGUCGUCCAAGUACUCGUGCGAGUAUAACAACAUAAUAUAAUACAUAUUUUCUUUUGUAAAUAUUUUAAUAGUGUGAAAUUAUUACCGGGUCGGUCUCGCAGGACCGUCGCCAUGGAGGCCGACCUCCGGAUUCUCCUGGUCGUCUGGAUAUUGUCCACCAUGGGAGCGUCGCCCGAAUUGGCUUCUGAAGUGACGGUGCCAUUAGUUCCGGUAGACGCCGUGGAAGGUCGAAGUGUACAAUUUCCCUGUGAUGUGUCGUCAUCUAAUCCAGCAGAUAAAGUUUACAUGGUGUUCUGGUUCAAAGACGAUUCCGGAGUACCGCUGUAUAGCUUUGAUGUCCGAGGAAUGCCAUUAAAUAAGGCUCGUCAUUAUUCAGCACCAGAAGUGUUUGGCAGCCGUGCUACCUUUCGAACCGUCACUGAACCUGCAUGUUUGAAUGUAGAUGAAGUGAGUCGACAUGAUGAAGGAAUUUACAGAUGUCGGGUUGACUUUAGAAACUCUGCAACGAGAAGUUUUCGCUACAAUUUGUCUGUAAUCGUGCCACCUGAGCAUCCGGUUAUAUUUGACAAGUGGGGUAGGCAGUUCAACCACACAAUUGGUCCGCUCAAUGAACACGAUGAUGUAGCUCUCAUAUGUCGUGUCACAGGAGGUAAACCAUCGCCGGUAGUGGAGUGGCUGAAAAACGGCGAAGUGAUCGAUGACAAAUGCGAGCACAACUCUGAUGAUGUUUUUGAAAACCGCCUGUACUGGCCAGCCGUAAAUAGACAUGACCUGAAUUCAGUAUUUACGUGUCAAGCCUCAAAUACACGUCUAAUAGAACCACAACGAUCGUCUGUAGUAUUAGACUUACGAUUAGCCCCACUAUCAGCAGUAUUUACCAACCGUGACUCAAUUUUAGUUGCUGACCAUAAAUACGAAGUAUCGUGUCACAGUGCGGGUUCCAGACCACCGGCCACCAUUACGUGGUAUCGAAACGACAAAAAACUUCUAAAAACCAAGCCCGACGAAGUUAACGAAAAUGUGACAUCUAGUGAGAUAACAUUUGUGCCAACAACCGACGAUAAUGGUAAGUCAAUCACCUGCCGAGCAGAAAACCCUCAAGUACCAUCUUUAGUGGCUGAAGCAAAUUGGGUACUCAGAGUAGUAUUUGCUCCUAUCGUUUCGCUCAGACUUGGUAAUUCAAUCAAUCCAAACGGUAUUAAAGAAGGAGACGAUGUCUAUUUUGACUGUCAAGUUAAAGCUAAUCCACCAUCAACUAAAUUAACAUGGUAUCAUAAUGGCAAUAUUUUGAGUUUAAAUUCAUCUGCCAGAACUAUGAAGAGUGAUAACAACUUAGUGCUCCAAAGAGUGACAAGAAGCGUAGCUGGAAAAUAUGCUUGUAGGGCGACAAAUUCCGAAGGAGAAUCAUUUAGCAAUGAACUCAAUCUUCGUAUAAAAUAUGCCCCAGGAUGCCGAACUGAUCACGUGCUCGUCUUGGGAGCUUCACGUGGAGAAAGUUUGGAUGUUCUGUGUGAAGUCGAUGCUGAUCCACCGGCAAAAAGAUUUAAAUGGAAGUUUAAUAAUUCUGGAGAGAUCAUUGGAAUUGAUCCAGAACGAUACACGUCGAAUAGUACUUCAAGCGUCUUGAAGUACACGCCGGUAGCCGAUUUGGACUAUGGCACUUUAUCGUGCUGGGCCGAAAACGGUGUAGGUCAUCAAUCUAUACCGUGUCUUUUUCAAAUGGUGGCAGCAGGUAAACCACAAUCGGUUCAUAAUUGUACAGUCAGUAAUAAUACAGAUGGGGCUGUGGACAUCCAAUGUGAACCUGGUUACGACGGAGGAUUAAGUCAAUCUUUUGUACUAGAAGUUUAUGCUGAAGACAUUGACGACGACGAUGAAGUUUUGUACAGAAAUUUGACAAACAAAAAGGUGCCACGUUUCUCAUUGGGAAAAGUAGCUUCGGGUGUCUUGUUCACAGCUCGAAUGUACGCCGUAAAUUCAAAAGGAAAAUCUGCACCAGUCACGUUGCCCAGAUUCUCAUUUCCCAGCUCUGAAAAUCAAAUGGGUUUUGGCGUUCCGGUGUUGAAAGUUUCGCCGAUUAUGAUAACGACUGCUAGCAUUAUAGUGAUGAUCAUAAUACUAACUAUUGUAAUAAUUGUUAAAAUAAAAAGUUCAGACAGCAGGAAACGUUCAUCGAGGCGAUUAUCCGGAGAUAAACAAGUAGUUGUUCAUCAUAGAAACAAUGGACAAGUUGCCACUACUCUUUUGGAACCCGACUCGGAUCCAGAUUUGAUUCAAGUGAAAUAUGAUCCAUCAGAUGUUUUGAAUAUCACUAAUGGUGGCUGUUUAAAUAUCAAUGAUUCCUCACUUGGUUGGAUAUCAGGUUCGUCACAAAAUACACUACGGAAAGAACGUAUAGGUCAUCGCAUCACAUCGGAACUGAAUGGAGCUGCCAUAAAAGAAAAGUUAAUGAUGUCUAGCAGUAAUAUACCUGAGAGCUGUGUUUAGUCUAUCGAUUAACUCUUAAAUGAUUUUUGUUUGUAAUGAUUUAUAGAUAUUCGUUGUGAUGUUUGUGUUAGGGAGGAAUGAUACGUAUAUAUAAAUAGUUCAAAAGUUCUCUUUUUAAACUUAAAAAUCUUCAAUAAUGACUGGGUCAAAACAAAUAUACUUUAAUGCCAAAUGUUGUAAUUAUGAUUUCAACUAUUAAAAUUGUUGACUAAGUUGUUCAAGUUAGAACAUUAUCUGGCAGUUUCCUCCUAACGAAUAAUCUCUUUGUUUCCAAUUAUUGACUUAUUAGGUGUAUAAUGUCAAUGAAAAUUUUAUGUCCUGUGGACAUAUUAAGUGUUGUAAACUUUUAUUGUUCCUUGUUAAUUUUAGAUGAAGUUGUAAAUAAGUUUUGUAAAGAAUACUAGAGAAAUCCUGUUUUUAUAAUUAAAUAAGUGUAUAAAUGAAUGUUACCUUUUAUCCAUUUGUGUUAUGAUUAAGUUAAAAUAAUUAUGAUCGUUGUUGUUUCAGUUUUAAUAAAAA